AUGGGUGUUUUUGACCUCGACGAACAACGUCUUGCAAUCGGCUACGCCGUGGAAUACAUCAAGCAUGCUAUAUUCGAACAUUUCACUCGAUUCGAACCAAGAACGUUGAUCAUAUGUGGUUCUGGAUUAGGGGGAAUCGUCGACAAAGUAUCGUUGAAACCAGAGCCAUUGGCAAUCCCAUACGGUAACAUUCCAGGUUUCAAGUCCAGCACCGUUGCUGGACAUCAAGGGAAAUUGGUUUUUGGAUAUAUGCAAGGAAGUCCAGUGGUAUUGAUGUGUGGAAGAUUGCACUACUACGAAGGCCACGAACUCCACGAGACCGUUUUCCCCAUCAGAGUGAUGAACGAAUGGGGGUUUAUCAAAAACCUGAUUGUUACCAAUGCAUGCGGAGCUAUCAACCCUGACUAUGAGGUCGGAGAUCUCAUGUGUUUGAACGACCAUAUCAAUUUUCCUGGUUUGGCAGGCCAACACCCAUUGAGAGGACCUAACUUUGACGAAUACGGUCCAAGAUUCCAAGCUCUCAGCGAUGGAUACGAUUUGAAGCUUCGCAAAUUGCUGUACAAUAAAAGAGCUGAGUUAGGUUUGGAAAGACCUCUUCACGAAGGUGUCUAUUCGUUCGUGUCAGGACCUACUUUUGAGACCAGAGCCGAGGCCAGAAUGAUACGUGGAUUCGGAGGAGAUGUUGUUGGUAUGAGUACGGUACCUGAAGUGAUCGUGGCAAGACAUUGUGGACUAAGGGUCUUGGCCUUGAGUCUUAUCACGAACCGGGUUGUUGUUGAUCCACCAGCCAGCGCCUUAGACGAAAAUCCGGUACCGAUUGAUCAAGGUAAAGCCACCCACGAGGAGGUCUUAGAAACAGGGUUCUUAGCCUCUGUGGAUGUUGAACGUCUAGUGGAGGCAGUCGUUGCCGAGCUUUGA
Molecule: messenger RNA, 918 nt
Organism: Lachancea lanzarotensis
Lineage: Eukaryota; Fungi; Ascomycota; Saccharomycetes; Saccharomycetales; Saccharomycetaceae
Gene: PNP1
Product: LALA0S05e08592g1_1
Exons: 1
Coding region: 1-918 (305 amino acids)
Biological process (GO): nucleoside metabolic process
Cellular component (GO): cytoplasm
Molecular function (GO): purine-nucleoside phosphorylase activity
Source: RefSeq, a predicted model, not a curated record